Acanthoscelides obtectus is the source of this 498-nucleotide messenger RNA. NCBI's taxonomy places the organism in Eukaryota, Metazoa, Arthropoda, Insecta, Coleoptera, Chrysomelidae. The record is from the annotation of a GenBank genome assembly.
AUGAUUGAAGGUGAGCAUAUAGUGGGAGAUACAAAUAGAGGAACGAGAAAAAGAAAAAUAAAUACUACCUCAAAAGAACGUAAGAGAGAAAUAAGAUAUUCAAAUUUAGGCCCAGAUUUACUGAAUUUUAAAAAUAACUGCGACCAUAGAUCAAAAAAAUUUGAAUGUAUGGAACUUUUGUUGGCCGACAUAAAAAUCAUUAGACAGAACUUCUACAAUGACGAAAAAAAGAACAAAAAUGCGCAGGAUAACAAAUUAGCUCAGAUGAUGAAUGUAAAGGAAAUAAAAAGGCAAAGGAAGAGAAAGAAUGGAAAAUCACACGAAUUUCACACAGAAAGUGUUUUCAACAAACUAAGCUUCAGUACCUAUUCAAUUCCCGCUUACAGAAUACUUAGUAAUGUCUUUUUUAGGUUUGGCAUAAUAGGAAAAAAGUCUUUGUUUGCCAAAAAUUAUUUUCAUCCAUUUCUAAUUGCGGCCCAAGAAGAAUUCAUACAAUAG